Molecule: messenger RNA, 3631 nt
Organism: Drosophila montana
Lineage: Eukaryota; Metazoa; Arthropoda; Insecta; Diptera; Drosophilidae
Gene: insc
Product: inscuteable
Exons: 4
Coding region: 349-2991 (880 amino acids)
Biological process (GO): apical protein localization; establishment of mitotic spindle orientation; regulation of asymmetric cell division
Cellular component (GO): apical cortex
Molecular function (GO): cytoskeletal adaptor activity
Source: RefSeq, a predicted model, not a curated record
AGUCAUUCGGCCGCAAACGUUCGAACAACGCAGACGCAAACGCUGCGAUCGUCGCGUUUCAUUCACAACAAUUCAUUCACCCGGUUUUACGUCUUUUCGUGUGCGUGUGUCCAACUCGCUGUUUACCGUUGCACAGUGUAAAACUAUUUACAAUAUAUAUAUAUAUAUUUGUGGGUGUACCAUCCCCAACACCCCCCUCCCUCACACUACUGUUUAAUGUGUUGUGUUUUGUGUACCAUAUUCGUAUGACACGUGCUUAAAAUACAUAUUUCCCUCCGUAUCAACGGCAAUAUAAACUUGGGAUUACCUCGACUUUGUUUAUCGAUAACCGACAACAACAAUAACGGCAUGUCCUUUCAGCGCAGCUACAGCAAGGUCUGGUGGGGCUCCGAUAGCCAACAGACGGGCAGCAGCAGCAGCAGCAGCUUCACCAGCGGCGGCCUCUACUCGCAUUACAAUUACAAAGUCGGCAACCAGCAGAUGGCACAGCCGCAGCCCGCAUCGCUGGACAGCGCUCUGCAGCGGCAUCUGGGCCAACAGGCUGGCAAUUUGUCCAGCAUACAGGAGGUGGACGAUGAACAGAACAGCUCCAAGAUGUCCUGGCACAAGCACGACAGUCCCGGCAGUCUGCGCAGUCAGGACUCGGGCUUCUCGGACAACGAGGAGCAGCACAAUAGCCAGACGGCAACAGCUGCGGCUGCCACGGAUGGCGGCACGCCCACUGCCUCGCCCACAUCGUUACGUUCGGUGGCCACGCCGCCCACUGUCAUCCGUCGCGUGGGCAACUCGUCCUUCUACUCGCCGCUGGUCAGCGUGACGCGUCGCAUAUCCUUCAGCGGAAUGCAGACGACACCCAAACAGACAGCUGCGGAUGAGGAUCUCGAGGAGCUGGAGGUGAGUCACAGUCGCCUGUUUGUGCAGCUGGAUAGCCUGCAGCUUGACGACGAUAAGCAGUUGACUAUCAACCCGGCCACGCCCCCGCGCCCUGCAGUGCGACGACGCAAGCGCCUGGCGCGCAAAGCCGCCAAGCUGGCGGCCGAGGAGGAGGAGGAGCACUCGGCCAGCGACGGGGAGACGCCCAUAACGCCGCCGCCGCCGUACAACAACGAGACCGUGUACCUGGGCGAGGCGCCGCCGCCCUACAACAACGAAACCGUUACCUUUGGCAGCUUGGAGCGGAUUGGAGAGCACGAGGAGAAGGAGGAGGAGCCGCUGUCGCCGCUGCGCAGUUGCUUCACGGCCAGCACCAGCACGCCCAAACCCAAGCCCAAGCCCAAGUCGAAGUCGAAGCCGGCAGCACAGUUGCAGGCGGCGCACAGCUGGCGCUCGGAGCAGCGCUGGAACUGUGAGCCGGAGGUCAUGUGCAUGCUGCAGCACAAAUCGAUUGCCCAGGAGGCGUACAAGAACUACACGAUCACGACGAGCGCGGUGGCCAAGCUGAUGCGCCAGCUGCAGCAGCAGGCGCUCCAAUUGCAGUCGCACUUCGAGCGCUGCGAGCGCGUCCUGAGCGGCGCCACGCAGCCGACGACGUCGCUGCCGGAGGCGCUGGCGGGCGCCACGCAGCUGCUGCUGCAUCUGGAGGAGUUCACCGGCGUGCUGGAGCGUCGCAGCAUCUUCUUUAAUGAUGCGCGCGUGGAGCGCAGGCGCUACGAACAGCAUCUGGAGCAGAUACGCACGGUGGGCAGGGAUACGCGCUAUUCGGUGGAAAGGCAGCACUAUAUCAAUCUGGAGUCGCUGCUGGACGAUGUGCAGCUGCUCCGGCGGCAUACGCUGAUCACGCUGCGGCUGAUCUUUGAGCGGCUCGCCCGCAUCCUGGUCGUGGCCAUCGAGCAGAGCCGCUGCGAUCUGCUGCUGCGCGCCAAUAUCAAUAUGCUGGCCACGCUGAUGAACAUUGACUACGACGGCUUCGGCUCGCUGGCGGAUGCCUUUGUCCAGAACGAGGCGGUGCGCGCCUUGCUGCUGAUCGUCCUCGAUCACAAGCUGAGCUCGGUGCGCGCCCUGGCGCUGCGCGCUCUGGCCACGCUCUGCUGUGCCCCGCAAGCCAUCGCCCAGCUGGGCAACUGCGGCGGCAUCGAGAUUGUCCGCGAUAUACUGCAGCCGGGCGGCGGCAGUCAGGAGCGCGGCGCCAUCGAACGACGCGAGGCCGUCUCGCUGCUCGCCCAGAUCACGGCCAGCUGGCACGGGCCGGAGCAUCGUGUGGCCGGGCUAAGGGACUGCGCCGAGACUCUGGUUGCCGGGCUGGCGGAUCUGCUGCAGCCGGACUGCUGCGAACAGACGCUGCUGCUGUGCGCCGCAGCACUCAACAAUCUCAGCCGGAUGGAGGUCACCUCGCACUACUCCAUCAUGUCGAACGAGGCCAUCUUCAAGCUGAUUUCAACGCUCGAGCAUCAGGGCAGCGGCAUCAGCGUAUUUCUUUAUGAGCAAAUCGUUGGGAUGCUGCACAACAUGUCGCUGAACAAGAAGUGCCACAGCCACUUGGCCAAUGGCAUCAUCAUAAAUUUCAUCACGUCCGUUUACCAAACGGAAUUCUACAAGACCUACGACUCACGUGCCGAAUGCGAUGCCCAGCGGCGCAGCAUUAAGGCGAUACUCUAUACGCUGACACGGCUUGUCCAGGACUCGCAUCAGCUCGGCGCCGAGCUGCUGGAGCAGUGGCAUCUACCGGAUCUGCUGCGACAAUCCCUGGCAGCGGCCGGACGCUCGUCCAGCUCGAGCCAGUUGGAUCAGAGCGGCGGCUACAGCGGCGACAUUUCGCAUCUGGCGCGACAAUUGCUUCAAGCACAUCAGCGGGAGCAGAUGCUGCUGGGCGUGGGCGUCGGCGUGGGCGGGGGCGGGGGCGUGGCCGAUGGGUCAGCAUUUAGCAGCAGCCACCAGACGCCCGAGGCUCAAGCGAGCAGCAGCAGCAGGACAACAAGGACAACGAGGACAACGAGGACCUUGCCGGCGACGACGUUGAAAUUGAAUUUAACACGUCAGGAGAGUUUCGUCUAGUUUUUUGGUAUUUUUUUAUUAUUUAUUUUUUUUUUUUUGGGUGUUUGCCACAGCAAAACCACCUGAGUGGCUGCGUCUGGGGCACGUUCCGCUCGGUCCGAACGUGCGUCAAGUGUUAUUGCUUGUCGGGGCACUGCGUGACCCAUUUUUCCCCAUAUAUACACACACAUCCUGGCUCGAUACUUAUCCUUAGACCAGCUUGUAAAUGUAAAACGAAGUAAUUUUUAUAUUUUCGACCAAGCAGAAGGCAUAAGAAAUACAAAUUGUUCUAUUUUUUCUUUUUUUUUUUGGUACUUUGUACACUUUUGUCGUGACAACAAAAGUGCUUGAAAAGUGCAUUGCUCUCUCUCUCUCUCACUCUUCCUCUCUCUCUCUCUCACACUCACUUGUAAAUUUGCAGCAUUUUGCAAGCUCAUUGUAAAUAUUUUCAUACGGCAGUAAAAACCAAAAUUUCUAUUUUUAGUCAAUUGUUGUGCCAAAUAAAGUGUCCCAAAAUUCCAGCUGUUAAUUUUGGGCAAUUCUAUUGUACAGUUAUAUAUAUAUAUAAAUAAUUGCUAUAUAUGCUUAAAUAUAAGUUUAGUUUUAAGAGAAUUAUUAAAUGAGCUCCCUUGGCGUCGCUUUUCUUUUCACAUGCCACAAA